GGUGCUGGGGUGAACACUCCUCAUCUGGUCGGGGCCGCCCACCUGGCUGCUACCGCCCUCCCUGCCGCCCACAUUUCCCCCCACCCACCAUGUGACCCCCCAACCCAUCGAUGCUGCUCGUGCCACCCACCUCGCGCUCCGCCCACGCCGCCGAGCCUGUGGUGCCGCCCACCUCUGACAACAGGUGUCACACCUACCCAAACACUCUGGUGCCUAUCAAAGGAGAACCCGGCCACCUACACCCACAUCUCCCACACAUGUCAGGCCUGAACGACACCCAAUACCCGCCCGCGUCUACCGCCACCCACUCGGCGCCCAACACACCCGCGCCUCCAUCUACACCCACACCCGCGCCACCGGUAUCCGCUCCGUCAGAUCGUUCAGCGUCGGGAGGAUCGGCUAGCGGCGGACCUCUCUCUAUCAUCCCUCCAUCUGUCGUAGGACCUUCCGGUCCCAUUCUUCCCGCAUCUACAAGCACGGGAUCAGUGGGAGGUGGGUCAGUGGGCGCUCUCACCCCAGCUAUGCCCGUUCCCGGUCCCUCAAACCCACAACAGCAGCAGCAACAACAGGGACAGCAACAACAGCAGCAGCAACAACAACAGCCUCCGCUACAUCACCCGCUUCUAGGCUACGUCUCGCACGGCAACAAGAUUCUCUCUCGUAAUCUCAACGGCACGCGGAACACCUACCCUACCAUCAGCCAGUCAGAUCGGCGAGUGGAGCCCAUUAGACGAGUCCAAGAAUACGGAUUACCAAGUAAGAUUUAAACGCAUGUCCUCUCGCCCCAAACCCCAAGCCAAGACCCAAAACCCAAGCCAAGACCCAAACCCCAAGCCAAGACCCAAACCCCAAGCCAAG
Messenger RNA from Cherax quadricarinatus, 858 nucleotides. The record is from RefSeq and is a predicted model, not a curated record. NCBI's taxonomy places the organism in Eukaryota, Metazoa, Arthropoda, Malacostraca, Decapoda, Parastacidae.